AAAGGAAAUAAAUUUUUAAAAACUAGAGUAAAUAAUCAGCGAUGAGUUCAGCUUCUUCAGUAUUUGUUGCCCCUUUUAAGUUCUCCAGACUCCGAUCUACUCCUUCCUUUAGUCCGUCGUCUCCGCCGCCGUGUUUCCGUGUGGCGUGCCGUAGCGGAUCUCCUCAACCGCCGCCGUCCACCGAUCUCAGAUUCACCUUGCAUGAUGCUCUCGAAUCUUCUGGAAUCGAUACGUCUCACGCCAGAGAGGCGAGGAAGAAUUUUGUUUCACAAAUUCAGAAAUUAUCUGUUAUCGAGAGAGAAACAAGUAUAUGCAUAAAUAGAUGUGUUGAUCUAGGGAGAACAGCUCUUUACAUAGCAGCAGAGGAUGUCUCUCUCGUUUCGCACUCUUCCGAUCCUCUUCCGGUGGAUGCUUUCCUCGAAAGAUUGGAUGAUCUCUCCAUGGGCUACUGCUCUCAUUAUAACUCAUCAUGUAGGUCGUCUCGGGAGAAUUUUUUGGAGAGCAUAGAAAAUAUCUUUAUGUCAAAAAGGGAUUCUGGAGGUCUAUGGUGAAGAAUCAAGCAGAGGCACGGGCCCUUUAUCUUCACUCAGUUUUGGCACAUCGUUCAGGUUCUGCUGUAAUGCUUUCGCUGAUACAUUCAGAGAUCCUGAAAAUGCUUCGGUUGUGGGGCCUUCUGGAUUUUGAUGUUGAGAUUUUUUUUCCACAUGAUCUUCAAGGUCUUCCUAGAGCCUAUGAUAAGCAAAAGAGCAAAGAGUCUGAUCAGCCACACAUAAUGACUGUACAAAUGCUAUUGGGGGAGAUUUUAAGAAAUAUGAAGGAUGCUUUCUGGCCAUUUCAACAUGAUGAUGGUGAUAGUUUAUUUUUAAGGGCAGCAGACGCAGCUAACUGUGUAGAUAAAUUUAAUAGCUUUGAGGAGAGUGGAUAUUGGUUUGCAUCUGCAAAGGCUUCUCAAGAUAGGGUAGAUCAGGGUGUUUGGACCGGUCUUCGUUUUGGGGAUAUGAGGUGUGCUUUAUCUGCAUGCGAACGUCUAAUUCUUCUAGGAACAGAGCCUAAGGAAAUCAGAGAUUACAGCAUUCUUCUCUACCAUUGUGGACUGUAUGAACAGGCUCUGAAAUAUCUCAGAUUGUAUAAGGACGCAAAGAGUUCUUCCCCACGAAAUCCGUUAACAGGUUCAGUUAGCAACCGAGAAGAAGACGCCGUGGAGAAAUUGAUCGUACGUCUCAAUCUCAUUGCAGCGGAGGAAGGUUGGACCCGUUCAUCAUCGUAUGUCAGAAAUUUUCCUGGCAAUAACUCUGAGCCACGGUAAGGCUUUCAUACAUUUUCCUGUGGCAUUAAAUUUCAACUACUACUUGUUUGAGGAGGGUAGUCAAAUUAAGAUGUUAGUCCACAGAAAAUAAGUCCGAAUGUCCGUAAACAGUGCGGUUUAGGGAUCAUAAAACAAGCCUGCACAGAGCAUAAGAUCAAUUGAUCCGACAUUAGGGUUCGACAUAGGCAUUGGCAGUAUAUGGUUAAUAUACUUGAUGAGCUUUUAGGCUGCCUUAGUACAUUAUCUUUAUCCUUAUACAGCACCAGAAGAUUUUGUUUUGGUUUUCCUUUGUAAAUGAUUGUCACUUGAACCUGUUGUGUAUUUAACAGAAUAUGAAAAUAGAAAAUAUGAAUACCCUAAAUGAGUGCCAUGCAGGGGUCUAAAUGUAACAUUUGUGUUUGCAAGUUAU
Molecule: messenger RNA, 1715 nt
Organism: Hibiscus syriacus
Lineage: Eukaryota; Viridiplantae; Streptophyta; Magnoliopsida; Malvales; Malvaceae
Exons: 8
Coding region: 545-1306 (253 amino acids)
Source: RefSeq, a predicted model, not a curated record